Molecule: messenger RNA, 2531 nt
Organism: Salmo salar (Atlantic salmon)
Lineage: Eukaryota; Metazoa; Chordata; Actinopteri; Salmoniformes; Salmonidae
Product: ankyrin repeat and SOCS box protein 5
Biological process (GO): positive regulation of protein catabolic process; protein ubiquitination; intracellular signal transduction
Molecular function (GO): protein binding
Source: RefSeq, a predicted model, not a curated record
UCUCUCUCUCUCUCUCUCUCUCUUUCUCUCUUUCUCCCUUAACUCCUUCUCUGCCUGUUCAUGUUAUUGUGGUGCUUGUCCUUGGCAGUGAAACGACAACAAGCCGAGCAGCCAAUCAGAGAGCAGGAUUUAGACUGGAUCAUGGUGCACUGUGGUGCGGGGGACAGAUAGCUGAUGUAAACAUGCCUGAAGUUCCAUCUGCAGAGAGCUCGAGCGAGCAGCAGCCGGAAAACACGCCGAGGAAAAGAACGUUAGAGAACACAGACGAUUACACAGCAAAAAAGAAACCACGCUGCUGGGGUAUUUUAACUAGCCAAGGGUCAUGGGCGGACCGGUCUCCUCUCCACGAGGCAGCGUGUCAGGGCCGUCUCCUGGCCCUCAGGACCCUACUCUCACAGGGUUACAACGCAAACAUCCCUACCAUAGACCAUGUGACGCCGUUGCAUGAGGCUUGCCUGUCAGACCACGCGUCAUGCGCCAAGGCGCUUAUUGCAGCUGGUGCCAAUGUAAAUGCCACCACCAUUGAUGGGGUGACGCCACUGUUCAAUGCCUGCUCAGUGGGCAGUGCCAGCUGUACAGAGGUACUGCUGGAAAACGGAGCCAGGCCUCAGUCAGAGAUGUGCCAGCCCUCGCCCAUACACGAAGCUUCCAGCAAAGGCAGAAUUGCUUGUCUGGAGGCACUGAUCACAUGGGGAGCAGACGUGGAUUAUGAUAUUCCUCACCUAGGAACCCCCUUGUACAUCGCCUGCAUCUCCUCAGGACUCCAGUGCACACAGAAACUCCUCGAUGGAGGGGCCAAUGUGCAGAAGGGCAGGUUCCUGGAGAGCCCGCUCCAUGCAGCAGCUCAGAAGGACUGUACUGAGGUCAUCAAUGUGUUGUUAGAGUUUGGAGCGAACAUUAACGCUAAAAACCUAGAGCUGAAGAGACCGGUGGAGUCAGCCCCACCUAACAGCUCAGCAGAGGAGACGUUACUGCUGCAUGAAGCAACACCUCCGUCACUAUGUCAGCUGUGUCGUCUCAGUAUCAGAGAUUAUAUGGGCCGAUCUCGACUACACCUCAUCCCUCAGUUACACCUCCCCAACCUUCUCAAACGCUUCCUCCAGUAUAGAUAGAACACAACGCUCUCUCUCUCUCUUUCUGUCUCUGUCUGUCUGUCUCUCUGUCUGUUGCUCUCUCCCUUCCCUCUGUUUCUCUCUGUCUUCCUCUUUCUCUCUUUUUCUAAACGAGAGCAUCGUCAUAGUAGAGGAUAUUCUUUAUCCCGUCCUCUCUCUUCCUCUCUGUUUCUCUCUCCAUCCAUCUUUAUCGUCAAGUGAAUUUUUGUAUUACUCACUGAACCUUAUUUCUUUUUAACCCAGAACCUCAAACGCACCGAAUCCCUCCCAUUCACUGACAUCUGUUUUAACAGUUUCUCUGAAGCACCUACGCAUAUGGUCAUGUAAAUGUGUAUAUUCUGUUACAUUGACCAAAACAAGAGUUUGAAUGUUCAAAAUAACUAAAUAUUAACACUGUAUAAUACUGUGUUAUUAGUCCUUGUUAAAAUGACACCCCCACUGCAGUGAUCGUUGUGAUCCCAACUUGUCAGAAAGUUGUCUGUAAAGAUGUGUAUUGGUGUAAAUCAUGUUUUUCUGCACAUUACUAUCUAAGUCAAGUUGAUCACCUUGCAUGUCACUUUGGUUUUAUAUCCAAUAUUCCUGUCCACGCCAUACGUUUAACUGCCUAAUAUUCAUUGACCCAAACAAUAAAAGGGGUCAUUGAAUCUUUAACGUAAUGUAUAACAUAGCAUAAUGUACUUUAAUGUACACAUAAUGAAUGUUAUGUCAUCUUGUUUGAAUGAGCUGCCUUUAUCCUACCAAUGAUGCAAACAAGAUAACAUCAUGUACUUUAAUGUACAGUGUUAUGUUAUCUUGUUUGCAUCAUUGGUAGCAUAUAUUUAUUUUAUUUUACCCUUAUUUUACCAGGUAGUUGAGUGAGAACACAUUCUCAUUUACAGCAACGACCUGGGGAAUAGUUUCAGGGGAGAGGAGGGGGAUGAAUGAGCCAAUUGCAAGCUGGGAGUGAUUAGGUGGCCAUGAUGGUAUGAGGGCCCCAGAUUGGGAAUUUAGCCAGGAUACCGGGGUUAACACCCCUACUCUUACGAUAAGUACCAUGGGAUCUUUAGUGACCACAGAGAGUCAGGACACCCGUUUAACGACACAUCCGAAAGACGGAUAUAUGCAGCUCAUUCAUUACACUGACAUGUGUACGUUAAAGAUUCAACGACUCCUUGUAAUUCCCUGAUAAUGUGGAAAAAGUAAAAAAAUAUUUAAAAUGAUACCCAUGAUAAUCUGUCCUAUAUGAGGCUCUUAUGCUAAUCAGAUGUACUGUGAAUAAUAUUGCAUUUCAAUUAUUUUCUUAUAUAAUAUUAGCCAACUAAUAUAUUAACGUAACCUGUAUAUGCAUAACUCUGUGAAAAAUGUACAGUAUUUUGCCAAAACUCAUUUGACAUACCUCUCAUCUGUUUCACUAUAAUAAAUAAGAAUGUUAUUCCAUGA